This is a messenger RNA of Pygocentrus nattereri (red-bellied piranha), 2795 nucleotides long. RefSeq names its product DET1 and DDB1 associated 1 (gene dda1). The transcript is spliced from 5 exons. The coding region runs from base 382 to 690 and encodes 102 amino acids. The record is from RefSeq and is a predicted model, not a curated record. Lineage: Eukaryota; Metazoa; Chordata; Actinopteri; Characiformes; Serrasalmidae. Gene Ontology annotation, cellular component: Cul4-RING E3 ubiquitin ligase complex. Gene Ontology annotation, biological process: positive regulation of proteasomal ubiquitin-dependent protein catabolic process.
UUGAGCGCAGUGCGUCUGCUUCACUCUGCGGGGUCGCCGGGGCUGCACUUGUCUUCCACAAACCGUGAGCUUCAGGCUUCACACCCUGAGUGUAACUUACUCCGGGCGGGACAGGCAAUCGAUAAAGCAGAUCAGACGCGGUCAGAUACCCGAAAGCGAGCUGGCUGGACGGUUUUGAUUUGUCUAAACGUUUUGGUUUUUUCCUCCGUUGUGUUGAUCCGGCGAAGUCAGCAGUGUGAAGAGUCUCCAGUUGAGGGGCGCUCAGGGCCCUGUGCUGUGCUGUGCUGUGCUGUGCUAGUGCUAGUGUUAGUGUUAGCGUAGCGACGAGCCGACCCGUCUUCAAGACAGUAUUCUUGGAUUAACACUGGAAAAGGCAACACGAUGGAUAAAGCGGAUUUCCUGAAAGGCCUCCCUGUAUACAACAAGACCAAUUUCAGUAGAUUCCAUGCAGACUCCGUGUGCAAAGCAUCGAAUAGAAGACCAUCGGUAUAUCUGCCUACGCGGGAAUACCCCUCGGAGCAGAUUAUUGUUACAGAGAAAACAAAUAUUCUUUUGCGCUACCUUCAUCAACAGUGGGACAAAAAGAAUGCAGCCAAGAAGCGGGAGCAGGAGCAGGGUGAAGGAGGAAGUCCUGCACCUCCACGCAAAAUCGCCCGGACUGACAGUCAGGAAAUGAAUGAAGACUCCUAAACGGGAUCGUUACCAAACAGCACAAGGACAGGCACAAAAAUGAGAGCCCUUUCAGAAGUUCAUAAUACCUGGUCUACACUUCAUGUAGACACCUGCACAUGAGACUGGGAUGGAAAAAAAGAGAGAAUAAGACCUUUUUUAUGGUGUGCUUUGUUUUUUUUUUUUUUUAUUUUAUUUUUGUUUUUUUUAUUAAGCGCCUCAUGUCAAACUGUUCCCUUUGUGCAUCCUUACAGCCUAGUGUUAAACACUUGGGGGCGCUGUUAGCUUCCACUGCCAGAUUCUGUGGACCUGAUGCACUGUAAAUUGUUCAGGUAGGGUAGGGAGACUUGAUGGUGAGCUCAGAUACAUCGAUUUUCAACAUGGAGGUGUUUGGCAGUGUGUGGAAACCUUAGAGUGCAUCACAGCAUUGGUCGCAGGUGUGCGUGCAAACCACGAUCAUCUAACAUUGAUUAGAGGGCUGCUUUGAUCCUUGAUGGUCUAGUUUAAGAACUAUUCCCACUAGUUCAGCUAUGGAGGUUUUUUGCUGUUCUUAUAAAGAGAGUGCUUAAUAGGCACCUCAGUUCUUACAUGUGAAGCAAUUUUGUUUAGGAGAGAGACAGAUGUCUGAGUAUUGGUGUAAGUCAUGGGGGAUCUUCCUACAGUGUGCUGCUUAUGCAUGGACACACUAAAGAUUUUGAUCUCUUGCUUUGAUCAUGUCUUGGGAGAUGUCACAAUGGUGCUGAUUUGGAUUUGUAAAACAGUUUGACAGCUUUACUUUGUUCUCUUAUUGGAGAUGUAUCUGGAGGUGAUGGAAAACAGCCAAGUAUAGAAUGCUAACCCGAUUCGCUUCUCGGUUUUUGAGGCAGUUGUAUUUCCACUCUGGUCUUCCAUGCAGAUUUGACCGUCCUGCGUGCUGGACCAGUUUGGAUUGUUUCUCUUUUUUUUUCUUUUUUUUUUUUUUUUUUGUUUGUUUGCCUUUUAGUAGUUCUCCCCAGCUUAGAUAAAGCUAAUGCUAGUUUCAUAAACUGGCGAAGUCAGCGUCCUGCUCCGAGUCUGAGAUGCUAUUCUUGAAGCAUUUAGAGCUAUGCAGGGUUUUUUCCCCAUUUGAUGCGCUUGACUCAGUAUGAAUGAAUGGUCAGGUCCGAUGUCAGUAAUAACUAACAGAGCAGAUAAAGUCAGUUGAAAAAGCUUGAUGCAUGUGGCUUUCUUUUGUGUCUCACCUGGUAUGAUGUGAACACAGUGUACCUGAACUACGUCCUGUUCACUGUGUUCAGACCACUGCGCUUGGAAGUGUUAUGUGAGGAAAUGUGUGUCAAUAGUUUCUCUUUAAGUGCUUCUUUACCCUCCCCCCCUUAACUGAUUUUUGUUAAGUGUUUGUUCUGUUAUUAAAAAGUUUAAAAUGCAGGUGAAGCCAUUAGUGUUGGCUAAAGCAUGUAUGUUCUGUGGCAGCUCUGCUGGGGGUUUGGCAAUAGAAGGUACCUAAACUGACUGUUGACUAAAGGCUGGACUGUGAGGAAAGGGGCCUUUGGCUGUGUAUAUAACUCCAAUGCUCAGUUCUUACGUAAAACCUGCUACUAUACUCAACUCCAACCUUAAAAUUAUUGCACAAAUAAUUUGUCUGUACAUGUAUCUCUAACUAUUCCAGCUGUGUGAUAUGAUGCACAGUAAGUGGUUCACAAUAUGCUUUGCAGCGAAAUCAGUUAAAGGUCUUCUGAUGACCAAGCACCCUGGAAGGUUUUCGGGUUCAGUUCUUAAGUGUUUUGGUAUGUGAUAAUGAGCAUAAGGUGUCCCCCUUUCCUUAUAGAAACACGUUUAAAGUUCAGAACACACAUUUUGUAAACACCCAGCUGCUGUAUUUCCUUGUUUCUAGUGUCAUGUUGCCUGCCUCUGAUUGCUCAGACCAACACGCUCAAGAGUACAUAGCUAUAAUCCUGCCUUAUUAAAUAUGUGGAGUUCAUUCAGAAAAAAACAAAACAUCAAGAAGUCGCAGGCAAACUGUCCCAUGUCUCUUUCAUAUUUGUGUAUGAGUGAACCUCCCUUAAUUUGUAUUUUCUCCUGGAAGCCUUCCUGAUUUCUUUAUACAUUAGAUCAACAUUGUUAUUUGAGGAAUUAAAAAAUAAGACCCA